CUCUCCUCCACCUCAAUCCCCUCUCCUCCCCCACGAUUCAAAUCGAUACCCCAAAGAAAAAAAAAAUCACGCGACGAGAGCUCUCUCGAUCUAGGGAUCCCCUCUCGCUGUCGCCGCCGCCUCCGGCCAAAACCCUAGUUCCAGAGGCGGAGCCCCCCUUGCUCGCGCUUCCCAUGGAGGACGGCGUCUUCUCCUCCUCCUCCUCCGCGCCGGCGUCGACGGCUGCGGCGACGGCGGCGGCGGCUGCGGCGGCGGUGGGGUCGUCGGUGAUCCCGAUCGUGAACAAGCUGCAGGACAUCUUCUCGCAGCUGGGGAGCAGCUCCACGAUCGACCUGCCGCAGGUCGCCGUCGUGGGGAGCCAGAGCAGCGGCAAGUCCAGCGUCCUCGAGGCGCUCGUCGGCCGGGACUUCCUGCCGCGGGGCUCCGACAUAUGCACGCGCCGCCCCCUCGUGCUGCAGCUCGUGCACCAGCCCCGCCGGCCCGCCGAGGCCGAGGCCGACGAGUGGGGGGAGUUCCUCCACCUCCCCGGGCGCCGCUUCUACGACUUCCGCGAUAUCCGCCGCGAGAUCCAGGCAGAAACAGAUCGGGAGGCCGGUGGUAAUAAAGGCGUGUCUGAUAAGCAGAUACGACUGAAGAUCUACUCACCAAAUGUUCUAAAUAUCACAUUGGUCGACUUGCCUGGAAUAACUAAGGUUCCAGUUGGUGACCAACCAACUGACAUUGAGGCCAGAAUAAGGACUAUGAUAUUGUCAUAUAUCAAGCACAAGACAUGUAUCAUCUUGGCUGUUUCGCCAGCAAAUGCAGAUUUAUCAAAUUCCGAUGCUCUCCAAAUUGCCCGAAAUGCUGACCCUGAUGGCUCUCGAACAAUCGGUGUGAUCACAAAGCUGGACAUAAUGGACAGGGGCACUGAUGCUCGUAACUUUCUGUUGGGAAACGUGAUCCCAUUACGACUAGGCUAUGUUGGAGUGGUAAACCGCAGUCAGCAGGAUAUCAAAUCAGACCUCAGUAUCAAGGAAGCUCUGGCGCGUGAAGAAAGUUUCUUCCGUACUCACCCGGCAUACAAUGGUCUUGCUCAGUACUGUGGCAUACCACAAUUAGCAAAGAAGCUAAACCAGAUUUUGGUCCAACAUAUAAAGACUGUUCUGCCAGGAUUGAAGUCCCGCAUAAGUUCUCAAUUGACAGCUACUGCUAAGGAGCUUUCCUUUUAUGGUGAUCCAGUCGAGUCCAAGGCAGGGCAAGGUGCCAAACUUUUGAACAUUCUGGCUAAGUACUGUGAAGCUUUCUCCUCAAUGGUGGAAGGGAAAAACGAGGAUAUAUCAACAAUUGAACUUUCUGGUGGAGCAAGGAUCCAUUAUAUCUUUCAAUCUAUCUACGUUAAAAGCUUAGAGGAUGUUGACCCUUGUGAGGAUGUUACUGAUGAAGACAUCCGUAUGGCUAUACAAAAUGCGACUGGUCCUAGGAGUGCUUUAUUCGUACCUGAGGUACCUUUUGAAGUCCUUGUACGCAGGCAGAUCAGCAGAUUGCUUGAUCCAAGCCUCCAGUGUGCAGGUUUUAUAUAUGACGAGCUAGUCAAGAUGAGCCAUCGUUGUCUUGCUAUUGAGCUGCAGCAGUUUCCUCUGCUCCGCAGGAGCAUGGAUGAAGUAAUUGGGAGGUUUUUACGUGAUGGGCUUAAACCAGCACAGGAUAUGAUAGCACAUAUCAUUGAGAUGGAGGCGGAUUACAUAAACACCUCUCAUCCAAAUUUCAUCGGCGGCAGCAAGGCUGUUGAGCAAGCACAGCAGCAAGUUAGGUCUUCUAGACUGGCAACAGUGGCUAGAAGGGAAGGAGUAGAUGCUGAUAAGCCACAGGCUUCUGAUAAAACUCAAAAACCACGUGCGCUGUUGGGUAGAACUGGCGUAAAUGGAGUAGUCACAGAUCACAUCCAGGGUUUACGGCCUGCUGCUGAGGCUGAGAGGCCUGGAUCUUCAGGUAGUGGAAGCACAUCUUUCUGGCAAACAAUAUUUUCUUCUAGUGAUGACCGGACACAUUCUUCUGCAAAAGACAACUCAUCAAACAAAUCUUAUACAGCUUCUACUUCCCACCUGGAACAUGCACUCUCUACAAUACAACUAAGAGAGCCACCAGUUGUCCUGAAGCCGUCAGAAAGCCAGUCUGAGCAGGAGGCACUUGAAAUAGCAAUAACUAAACUGCUAUUGAAGUCAUAUUACAAUAUAGUGCGGAAAAAUGUGGAGGACUUUGUUCCAAAGGCAAUCAUGCAUUUUCUGGUUAAUCACACAAAAAGGGAGCUGCAUAAUUACCUUAUAACUAAGCUUUAUAGAGACGAUCUCUUUGCGGACAUGCUCAGAGAACCUGAGGAAAUAACCAUAAAGAGGAGGCAGAUACGUGAUACCCUCAAAGUCCUUCAGCAAGCAUACAAAACUUUAGAUGAGAUACCGCUUGAAGCGGACACCGUCGAGAGAGGCUAUUCGCUGGACUCCGAUGCAACAGGUCUACCAAGGGCACAUGGGCUUUCUUCAUCCUUCCACGAUGGGAGCUCGCCAUAUUCGACCCCAAAGCAACCAAGGUCAAGGAAAUCUAGCCACUCAGGGGAACAGCCGCCAUUCAAUUCUGACGCCAGCGGUAACGGAUUCUGAUAUCGCCUUUCACGACCGUCACGCCAACUGGUGAGUCGACCAGCCGAUGCGCUGUCGACCGUGUUUGCACGCAUUCUGCGUUCAGUUUGUUGGCACCCGAUAGAUGUAUGCCUUUUUUUCUAGUUCUACUAUUCUUUUCACUCAGUGUUGCGCGCAAUGAAGCCAUGACAUGGUGCGAGUUUUGCCCGUUUGCCCCACCCUUUGUACAGUGUUAUAUUUCGCUGCCCAAUCAUUUCAUCAUAAAAUGAUAUAUCAGUGAUGGGUAUAGUUUUUUGUUAAAGCCCAGGGAAGAAGAGUAUGGUAACGUGCUCAUGUAUCUUAAAAGACGGUUUUGCCUUGCAAAAUCUGACAAGGUUGGAUGGUUAGUUAAGGAUAUGCAAAACAAAAUUUGUGUUGCAUAAAGUUAUUGGUCUGUACCAGUAUUAGUUUGGUGAUUUCAGUCGAUCACUGCUGCGAUUUGC
Molecule: messenger RNA, 3094 nt
Organism: Oryza brachyantha (malo sina)
Lineage: Eukaryota; Viridiplantae; Streptophyta; Magnoliopsida; Poales; Poaceae
Product: dynamin-related protein 3B-like
Exons: 20
Coding region: 174-2633 (819 amino acids)
Cellular component (GO): membrane; microtubule; cytoplasm
Molecular function (GO): microtubule binding; GTPase activity; GTP binding
Source: RefSeq, a predicted model, not a curated record